AUGGGGUGCGGCUGCUUCGGUGGUGGAAGUAAAGACAACAAAACCGACGACGAUAAAGCCGCCAGGGGAAACGUAAAUUCUUCCUCCGAUAACAAGAAACGGGGAGGAUCUUUAUCUCUCGUGAAGAAGAAAACAUCCUUCGGUAAAAAACAAGAGCAAACACGAAGGUCGUUAGAUGCCAGCGGCACCGACGCGUUCCACGACGCGGACGAUGGCAUAUCGGCACCAGAUUACGCGGUGAAGGAUAGAAACGAAUCCUUUCAACCGUACGCGCACCACUUGCAUCCGAUUUUAGGCAACUUGCAAGGCGAUACUUCCAUGAAAGGCGCUUCGAUACCGCGAUACGACACGCCAGUGAACGAACCGUUAGUAGGAAAGCCAUCGACGUGGUCUGGAAAUCUUGGGAAUUCGCACACGUUUUUACUUCGAGGGAAACAUUAUAAAAGAGACCGAAAGAAGUUUACCAGUCAAUCUUCGGCGUACGAGGUGCAACAACUGUUGGUGUUUCGCUCGGAGAAGAAAGUGAUGGACGUACACGAGAAGAUAUUAGGUAAAAAGGUUGGAGAAUUGAUUAGAGAGAGGGUGCCUUCGGUAUUGAUUGUGAACGUGAUGAUUCCAGAUUAUCCUCCCGAAGGUGGUGUGUUUAGUAAAUUGGCGAAAAUACCUCCGGAUGGGCAAGGUCAUCAAGUGGCGAUGGUGUGCAAGAUAUCGGAUUGGGCGAGAGAGGCAUUUGAGAAUACGAAAGAUUGGAAGGAUUUACCGCCAGAGUUGAGCUUAUUGUUGAGAUACAUCGAAGGUACAGAUGGAAAGGAUGGGUUCGAUGGACCACCGCAUCAGUGCGUGACGAGACAGAAAACGAAAGUGGUGGUCAUGGUGAAAGGAGGGCAGCACGAGUUGCCGUGGCCGGUACGCAUGGCGCUUUCAAAAGGGAACGGGAAACCUUUCAUGACGGAUAGAACUGGGAAUUUUACUAAAAGAGGAGGGUGCUUUGAAAUUGAUAUUGAUGGACACGCGUUCAAACCGUUGGCAACGAAUUCGUUGAGGACGUGUCACGCGUUCUUUAAGUAUUUGAUUUUAGAUAUCGGGGUGGUUGUCCAAGGCGAAAACGAAAAAGAGUUACCGGAGAGACUGUUGACCUGUUUGAGAGUGAGUUAUCCAGAUUUAGAAGCCGUGACGGCAACGUUUGAGAACAUCGAGCCGGAUUUAAAGCAAAGAAAAUGGGUCGAAUGGAAUAAGUUACGGUUACGUGAAGUCGGGUCUUCGUUUAGAUUGCUUCCACUUCCGUCCUUGAAAUCUUUAUCGAAGAGUCAGCCGAGCGCUGCUCCAGAUUCGCCGGAGAGUGUAAAGAGCGGAGGGAGGAAUUAA
Messenger RNA from Bathycoccus prasinos, 1365 nucleotides. RefSeq lists its product with no specific name. Lineage: Eukaryota; Viridiplantae; Chlorophyta; Mamiellophyceae; Mamiellales; Bathycoccaceae. The record is from RefSeq and is a predicted model, not a curated record. The transcript has a single exon. The coding region runs from base 1 to 1365 and encodes 454 amino acids.